AAGAAAACUGCGUAAAAGAGUUACGGAGUGCGAAAAAAUCAGUUUUAGAGUGUUUCUAGCGUGCCAGAGCGAUCAAAAACAUUGCUGGUCGACAUUUUAAAGGUGUAUACUACAAUAACUCAACAGUACAAUGCUCGAUCUCGAAGUGAUUCCGGAGCGUUCGCUCGGUUCGACAACCGAGAAUUGGGAGUUUAUUCUCGGUAUGCAUUUCUCGCAAGCAGUGGCCAUUAUACAAUCUCAAGUAGGAAUUAUUAAGGGUGUACAAGUACUUUACUCGGAUACGAAUCCGCUGUGUGUCGAUAUAAUCAUCAACCUGCCACAGGACGGCAUCCGUCUUAUCUUUGACCCGGUACAGCAGCGGUUGAAAACGAUCGAAGUUUUCAACAUGAAGUUGGUGAAGCUCAAGUACUGCUCGCUGCCCUUCAACUCGCCCGAGGUUGUGCCAUCGAUCGAAGAGAUCGAACACUCGUUCGGUGCUACCCACCCUGGCGUGUAUGAUGCAGCAAAGCAGCUCUUUGCGCUGCACUUCCGUGGCCUAAGUUUCUACUUCCCGGUCGACAGUAAACUGCAACCAGGUUACGCCCACGGUCUUGGCUCGUUACACUUUCCCAGUGGUGCUUCGCCGAUCGUUUCUAAAAUGGCCAUCUACUCGGGCGUUAGUGUCAUCGACAGUCGUCCACCACCACUGCCCUUGUCCUGCUACCAACAGCAACUCUAUCUAGAGGCGGCCACUGUGCUGCGAAACGCGCACGGUACGCGUGGCCUCCGGUUGCAGCUUUACACCGAGGGUUCGCUGCGUGCCCUCGAACCCCGAAAACAGUGUAUGACGCGCGAAAUCAUGUUCGGGGACAGCUGCCAGGAUGUUGCCAGCAGUCUCGGAGCACCGUCAAGGGUGUUCUUCAAAAGCGAGGACAAAAUGAAAAUUCAUUCACCGAGCGCCCACCGCCGCGUACAGUCAAAACGAAGCGAUUUCUUUUUCAACUAUUUCACGCUCGGUAUCGACGUACUGUUCGAUGCUCGUACACACAAGGCGAAGAAAAUCAUUCUGCACACCAACUACCCGGGACACUACAACUUUAACAUGUAUCAUCGUUGCGAGUUUCAGUUACAACUUGCUGCCGACAAGGUAACCGAAGAUGCGCCGCUCGAUGCACCAGUGACGAUAACAGCGUACUCAAAGUGGGAUACAAUCGCAUCACGAUUGGCUCCGGCCGAGCGGCCCGUUGUGCUGCAUCGUGUCGGUUCAACCAACACGGCCAACGUUUUUGGUUCGACAUUCAGCUAUGGCUAUCAGGACAUCAUUUUCGAAGUAAUGCCUAACAACUUCAUCGCCUCAGUUACGCUGUACUUUCCACCGACCCCCUUUCAUGUGGUAGACUGGAAGUCUGCUAGCUCCGGUGGUAACAGCAGUAACGUAGGAAGUAGCAACCGGAAUGUGGCACUAUUGCAGGAGGCUAACAAACAAAGCAACAUUCGCAUAACAGCAUGACCAUCUAGAAACAGUGACCGCAGCUCAUUGGUUUAGAGAUCUUCGGUCUCCAUUAAGCGUGGUCACCAACUAAGUCCACCGUUUUAGCGACCCCUCAAAAACAUCGAAAUCGGUUUUUGGCAGUGCUUAGAAGUGAUCUGUUUUCCAAACAGCAACAGCAUCAGCAAUUUUCCGUUGAAAUGUUCAGCCGGUACACAAAACUAAUCGAUCUGCCAUUGGCGGGCAAAAGAGUUAAACACACUGUCAGUAACUGUAUUUACGUUCAUCCGUCAUCCUUAUCCUGCAGGCGACUCUACUCCUCCAUGCCUGCACAGUUUUUGCUGUUGAAGAUCAUCCUGUAGAAACGAUGUUCUAUUUGUGUUUUUCUGUGUAUCUUUAUGUUAACUUUCUCCCUAUCUUCUUUUUCUUAUAUUAAUAAUCGAAUGCUAAUGGUUAAGAAAGAUUUUUUAAGUGUUACAUCGCUUGCGGUACUUCUUUAUGAAUUACACCAGGCACGGGCUGAGAUGGGUGACGUUGUGAACGGAUUCUAGUUGAUUAAUUUCAAUUUAUCGGAUAGCUUUAAGAGUGAAACAGCAUAAACAAAUAUACAAAAAACACACGAAACGACAAAAAAACACACAAAAACUUGAAAAAAUCUAAGUUAUAGACAACAUGGAAGAAAGGAAACGUAAACAAAAACAAACGGAAUCAACUAUGCAACCAAAAAUGUACGUAAAAACAUGUGUAAAAAGUUUCUAAUGUAAAGUGAAAAAAGCAUCUACACAACAAUCGGUAUGUUGUCGGGCUCCUGAACCGUUCAAGUUCUCAGCAGCGAGGUCUCAGGGCGUUUCCACCGGUUUCGGGGUGCGAGACGUGUUAUGCGCUGACCACAAGUAAAACUAACACAAAACCAACACCGAAACGGAAAAAAGCGAUAAAUGUGAUUUAAAAUAUCUUUUUAUUUCCCCACUGGUAGGAAGAUACCAUAAAAAUACGAAAAAAUUAAUAAAAGCAAAAAAUAAGU
Molecule: messenger RNA, 2492 nt
Organism: Anopheles bellator
Lineage: Eukaryota; Metazoa; Arthropoda; Insecta; Diptera; Culicidae
Product: PHAF1 protein CG7083
Exons: 5
Coding region: 131-1489 (452 amino acids)
Biological process (GO): Golgi to plasma membrane protein transport
Cellular component (GO): trans-Golgi network
Source: RefSeq, a predicted model, not a curated record